AUGGCAUCAAAUUCGAGCUUCGGAGCCCUGAUGCGCAGUGCAGUUUUCGAGUAUGAGGCCACGACAGGGGAAAAGCUGAAUGGAAAUCCUUUGUUACAGGCAAAAUCAAUAGAAGAUGUGCUGCACUAUACAGAAAAGAAGUUGACCGAUUUCACUGACUUUCGACAUAAUGACGGAAAGUGGGACAAGAUAAGAACUGUCAUCGCAAAUGCUCUCCAACCUGUUGCGACAGUCUCUACGGCUAUGGGAGCUGCAACCGGAAAUAUAUGGCCCCCUUGUGCAGUCGCGUUUACCGCAAUCAACUUUCUUGUUAGCGCCGCCAGUCGUGUUCGCAAUGGAUUCGACGAUCUGGUUGGUAUCCUCGAAGAUAUUGGCACGUAUUUGAGUGCUUUGAGUGUAUUAGAUGAUGGCCUGCCACAAUUUCGCCUCGCGCAAAUCGAAACAAAGGUCAAGCAAAUAUUUGCCGCGACUCUUAUUUUGUGCGGUAUAACGACUCUUUACAUUAAGCAAGGUAGAUUUGGAAGAGGGAUUCGUCUUGCUUUUUCGAAAGAUAUCAAGCUGAAAGAGGCACAUGAGAAACUGGAGAAAGCAGUGAAAGACCUUGAUAUAGUUGUUCAGUACGGCACUCACCGAAACACGAACAUCAUAAGAGAAGAAUUGACAGUCCUGAAGCCGAUGCAUGACGAUAUUAAAGCCAUUCGUAAAGGUACCGAAGAGAAUACUCCACCUGGCCGUCGAAUCAAAGACUAUUUCGGGCAAUUCAUAAUUGAGGAUACCGAACUACAAGAAAGAAGACGAGCUAUUGUUCCAAAUACAGCUACAUGGAUUCUGGAGGAAGAAGUCUACAGUGAUUGGUCAAGUGAAAACUGGGAUACCGAGACAAGUCAGUUCUUGUGGAUGUUUGGAGGGCCCGGUACGGGGAAGUCGUAUCUCGCCUAUUCAGCUAUUCAACAGCUGUCAGAAAUCUCUGAACGGUAUAGAAAAAUCUCGCUAGGAUGGUUUUUCUUCUCCUCAACUUCUGCAAAGGUUACGGACCAGAGUUUGCAAAUAGCAUUGUGUAAUGUUAUCGUGCAAAUCGCCGAUCAUGAUGCGAUCUACAGCAAAGCAAUUGCGGCCACCAUAGCCGAUAAGGUCUCCUCUCCUCCAGAAGUACUUGAAGCAUAUUCCCUUUGGAAGGAUUUUAUAGCCACUCAUUACAUGCAAAGCUCCUCGCGCAAGUUAUAUAUGGUCUUUGUUGGUAUUGAUAGGAUGGAAGAAGCCGAUCAGAAAACCUUAUUGACCAUGCUCGAAGAAAUUCAACAGCAAAGACUCAAGAUUCGAAUCUUACUCGUGGGUCAACCAUCCAAGCAUGCCAUUUAUCGUCAAAUCGGCGACGAGGAUGUGCCAACAAUUGAAGUUACAAUCGAAAAUAUGAAGGACGAUAUGAAGUUGUACGUGGAGAGUCAAAUCAAGAAGAGUAAAGCACUGCGAAAGUUGAGUGAUCAUGUAAAAGAGAGCAUAAGUGAGAAGUUUAUGCGAAAUGACGGAGGUUUCGGUCUUGUUAAACUUCAACUCGAGAUUAUAGAAGACAUCAAUCAGCCGGAAGAUAUUCCAGUAGCUCUCCAAAACUUACCUGAAGGUUAUAAAUCCGCCCUGGAACAAUCGCUAAAACAAAUUUCCCGCUCAACCCAAAAUAAAAAGGAAUCGGCGGCGAACAAGUUACUAUUCUAUUGGAUAGCUCAGAACUAUGCAGGUCUUUCCGUUACUCAGCUAAAAGCUCUGGUUGCUUUCAAGAGAAUAUAUGAGAACUUUGAUUUACGUCAGAACGUCGAGCUCGUAUGCGCAAACGUUCUUGAGAUCAUUGAUGAAGAUGACGAUUCUGAAUCUGAUGAUGACAGCCAAGACGAUCUGAGCAGUGAAGAUUAUGACGAUAAUAGCGAGAGUGAGUCGAUUUCUAGCCGUGGCAGCAGUCGAAGCGACGACAGCAACCCAAACAGCAGCAAUGUAGGAACAAGUGACACUUUGAUGGUUAACGAAGCGGAUGAUCGUCAGACUGUCGGUUUUCGAACAAAAGCCUACGCGGAAAUCUUUCGCGACGACCAGUGGACUACCAAAAACAGUCACUCGGGUCUUGUAGAGCAUCCAUACGUAGCGAAAUUCGAUAUCUGUGUCACCAUCAUGAGAAUUAUCUCAAUGUCACCAACAGCGGCAGACUAUGAAAAAACGAGGACUCUCGAGAGUUACUGUGCUACUUACUUGAUAGAUCACUUUCUUGAAAUAGAAAUUCCUAGUGACGACGUUGUUUCCUUCUCGCCAGGUGCGUUCCCAACGAAAGCUCAGGCAGUGGUUAUGGUUGAAGCAUUACACGACCUUUUCACCAAUGUUGAAUGUACCUCUAAUGCACUUGAGGGCUGGAAAGAAGAAAUCUACUCGGACAUUACAGAUGUCGCAGAAGAUGAGGCUGAAGAAUCUUGUUCAGAUGCUUCAGAAGGGACAGCCGUCGAAGUUCGGACCACGAGUAAAGCUCAAUCAAUUCUGCAGGCGAGAGGGUUCAACGGGAUUAUGACGUGGCUUCGACUAUACGAUAAACUUCCAGGUCUAAAAUCCAAUACACAUAAAUGGGCAAAAGAGAUAACUGAGAAUCCUACCAAUCUCCUAUUACAUUUGGCAAAAGAGCAUGUCCAACACUGGUUCUCCAAGGUCGAUGCAGAAGAAGCGGAAGAGGCAUUUGUGCUAGCGCGCAAAGCAUUGACCUCAACUGGACUAGAUCUUGGCGACGACGAAAAGUUUACAACAGAUUGUGUCGUAAAAGUCGCCGAUUUCUUCCCAGAAGUCGAGAAAACCGAAAAUGCAAAUCGUGCUAUUGGAAGGAUGAUUACCCAGGAUCUACAACAAGGUUCUGAAUAUUUCGAGAUAGCUUUGAGCAUGGCUACUACCGACUUGAGUAGAUUUUAUACGUAUGUGAGUUUAGCAAAUGCUCAGCAAGAUGCUGGAGAAUAUCAGGCAGCUGUAACAUCGGCCAAGAAUGCACGAGACCUUCACUCGAUCGAAAUGUUCAACACUAGUGAACCAGAUAACAAAAUGUUCUACAACAAGAACUUAUACGACGUAUACAGAGUCCUUGGGGAUUAUCUUCACCAUCCAUAUCGAUCAGUUGGAAACGACGUGAUCGAAGCGUACUCACAAGCACGAAAGCUUGUAGUAGAUGCGGACUACGAGCUGGAUGAUGGCGAAUACGGAACGUAUACGCUUAACAGAAUAUGCGAAGUCCUCGAAGAGGAGAAGGAGUGGUCGGCUCUGGUAUCGACGGUUACUAGCUGGUCGCCAAAAGAAUUUGGUCUAUGGCUUUGCGCCGAUGCAGAAUAUGACAAGGGUCAAAAUAAAAGGUUCAUGAAGGCGGUCAUAUUUUCCAAACAGCUUGAUGGUAUCCAAAAAUGCUACAGGAAAGCUCUCAAAGUUCUUGACGACGACAAUGACGACGAUGACCAACGUGAGGUGUUGAUACGCUUUCAAUAUUCGAAAGCAGCUUAUUAUGCGCUGCAGGACGAUGAAACCGCCUACGAUCAACUUCAGGAAAUUAUUGAUAAUCGCGGCUCUGGUGAUAUUUGGCGCGAGAAUCGUAGGGUUUCUACUCAACUGCUUCUCCUGAUUGCCAAUAAUCAGCUUCGGAUUACCGCGGUGCAAUGGGUUAAAAGGCUUUUAGUUAAAGAUAUGCAAAAUAUCUUCAACCGCGGACCCAAAGUCAAGGAUCUUUACAGCAUCUCGCCUAGUAUUCAACUAGCAGGUGCUUAUAUUGAAAUAAACGAUCUUUCAUCGGCAAAAGACUUGCUUCGCGUGGCAGUUGAAAUCUGUAUCGAGGCACUCCGAGACACGGUGACGACUAACGAUCAAUACGCUUUGAAGUUACUUGCCAAGUCACUAUUUAUAGUUGGUCUCGAGCGAGACGCGAGUAUUGCUUAUAGCAUGAUUUUUUCUGUACUUAAUCCGGAGCUGAAUCAAGAUAGGAAGAGCGAAGGUUCCGAGGAUAGUGAGGAACGCCACACAACCGGAGGCGAACCCAAUCCGGUGCUAAAUCAAGAAACGACGAGCGAAGUGCGCGGAAAUAAUGAAAAUAACCACACGAUCGGAGACGAACCAGAAAAACUUGACGAACAAAAACCAACGCUGACCGAAGACUCUUCUAUCACUCAUGAAUCGCUCGCGCAAGAUGAACAAGAAGUGACCAACACGCUCGAAGCAGACCCCGAACCCCAAGACCUCGACGGAAGUUUCUGGCUCGAAUGCAACGGCAGCUGUGACGAAGCUCCCCAUGACGACUGGACAGACGGUCCUCUAUACAUGUGUCUCACAUGUCCAGACAUCGACCUCUGUCAAGCCUGCUACGAAAAGCGCAUGGCACAAAACAACGGAGCCGAGAGCACAUACUGGAAAAGGGUAUGCGGGAUGAAUCACGAGUACAUAAAAGGGCCUAUUGAAGGCUGGAAAGGAGUUAAAGAUGGGAUUCUGAGUAUUGGAGAUGAAAAAAUUGGGUUUAAGCAUUGGCUGGAGGAUGUUGAGAAGAAGUUGGGUGAGUGGAUGGAGGCAAGCGAGGAGGAAACUGAGGACUGA
Messenger RNA from Glarea lozoyensis ATCC 20868, 4587 nucleotides. Its product is annotated as P-loop containing nucleoside triphosphate hydrolase. The transcript is spliced from 5 exons. Gene Ontology annotation, molecular function: protein binding. NCBI's taxonomy places the organism in Eukaryota, Fungi, Ascomycota, Leotiomycetes, Helotiales, Helotiaceae. The record is from RefSeq and is a predicted model, not a curated record. The coding region runs from base 1 to 4587 and encodes 1528 amino acids.